Molecule: messenger RNA, 1032 nt
Organism: Penicillium roqueforti
Lineage: Eukaryota; Fungi; Ascomycota; Eurotiomycetes; Eurotiales; Aspergillaceae
Exons: 6
Coding region: 1-1032 (343 amino acids)
Molecular function (GO): arylformamidase activity
Source: RefSeq, a predicted model, not a curated record
AUGUCGUCUUCCACUCAGGUUGCCAACAAGUUACCCUGGGAUCCUAACAGUACCAAGUUCCCUUCGCGGAAAGAUCUUCCAAAGCUUCCAGAUGCACCUGAUGGCGCCGCUUGGGUCUGGGGCAAUGAUGAUGAGGUGGGCAGAUUAAAUCUCCUGACGCCGCAGCGGGUCAAGGCAUCUGCUGCUGAGAUUGAUACUGGAGAGAUGGUGCGACUGGACCUUCCUCUCACAGUACCCGAGAAGCCGGCUUUUGACCGCGAGGUCUUGCAGCAUAAUAUCAAAACGCUUGUUGAUGGCAUUGCCUAUGAUGAUACUUAUAUCAUGAACACCCAGAGCGGGACGCAGUGGGAUGGGUUCCGGCAUUUCGCCCACAUUGACAGCAAGUGCUUCUACAAUGGGACCAAAAGCAGUGACUUUGUAGGCGACACUGUAAACCUCCGCUGCAGCAUCCACCAUUGGGCAAUGCACGGAAUUGCCGGUCGAGGAAUCCUCCUUGACUACUACCACUACGCGAAAACACAUAACAAGCCCUACGACCCCUAUACAACACACAGCAUCACCCUAUCAGAGCUACAAGCAUGCGCGAUCUCACAAGGCUUAGAUCUACGCCCAAAGUCCGAAGGCGGCGACAUCCGCAUCGGAGACAUUCUACUCGUACGCUCCGGCUUCGUGGAGCGGUACUACGAGCUCAAUCCUGAGCAGAGAUAUGCAGCUGCGACACGCUCCCACGAUGACCUGUGCUUUGCGGGACUCUCGCGCGAGUCCGCUAUCCGGGACUGGCUGCAUGAUUGUUAUUUUGCGGCCGUGGCGGGCGAUUCGCCGACGUUUGAGUCGUGGCCUGUUCCUGAACAUGACUAUUUGCAUCAGAGCUUGCUGGCGCUAUGGGGGUGUCCUAUAGGGGAGAUGUGGGAUUUGGAAUUGCUCGCUGAGAAAUGUCGGGCCAGGGGGAAGUGGUCUUUCUUUAUGACUAGUGCUCCGGCCAAUAUGCCUGGUGGAGUUGGUUCCCAUGCGAAUGCCACCGCUAUUCUUUAG